Molecule: messenger RNA, 1518 nt
Organism: Verticillium nonalfalfae
Lineage: Eukaryota; Fungi; Ascomycota; Sordariomycetes; Glomerellales; Plectosphaerellaceae
Product: Succinate-semialdehyde dehydrogenase, mitochondrial
Exons: 2
Coding region: 1-1518 (505 amino acids)
Molecular function (GO): succinate-semialdehyde dehydrogenase (NAD+) activity
Source: RefSeq, a predicted model, not a curated record
AUGGCGACCUCGUACAACACAACGGCUCAUGGCGAGCUUCCCUUUACGCUUGCCGAUAAGAACCUCCUGCAGUUUAGUUCCUACGUUCAUGGCGAGUUCGUUGCCGCAAAGAAAGGCAAGACCUUUGAUGUCCUCGAUCCAGGCAACGGCAACGCCUGGGCCUCGUGCCCCGACAACGACGAAGACGACGUCGAGCCCGCAGUUCAAUCCAGCUACGCUGCGUUCCAGUCCUACUCCAAGUACACGCCGCGACAGCGAGCGCAACUCCUGCUCGCCUGGCACCAGCUCAUCGUCGCGGCGCGCGAGGACCUGGCGCGCAUUGUCGUGCACGAGACGGGCAAGCCCAUGGCCGAAGCCCUCGGCGAGAUUGACUACGCGACGACCUUUUCCUGGUGGUUCGUCGGCGAGGCCGACCGCGCCCACGGCUCGGCCCUGACGUCCGCCAUCCCCGGCCGGCGCGCUGUCGUCGUCAAGCAGCCCAUCGGCGUCGCCGCCGCCCUGGUCCCCUGGAACUUCCCCGUCGCCCUCGCCCUGCGCAAGGCCGCCGCCGCCCUCGCCGCCGGCUGCACCAUGGUCGUCAAGACGUCGCCCGAGACGCCCCUGUCGGCCGUCAGCCUGGCCUACCUCGCCACGAGGGCCGGCUUCCCGCCGGGCGCCCUCAACGUGCUGACGACGAGCCUCGAGAACACGCCGGCCGUGGCUGAGGCGCUGUGCCUGCACCCGCGCGUCAAAAAGGUCAGCUUCACGGGGAGCACCCACGUCGGCAAGCUGAUCGCGGGGCUGUGCGCGCGGAACCUGAAGAAGACGACGCUGGAGCUCGGCGGAAACUGCCCCUUUGUCGUCUUUGACGAUGCGCAUGUCGAGCAGGCGCUGGGUCAGCUGAUGGCGUUGAAGUGGCGGCACGCCGGUCAGGCCUGCGUCACGUCCAAUCGCGUCUACGUGCAGAGCGGCAUCUACGACGUCUUUGUGGCCAAGCUCGUCGAGCAGACCAAAGCUCUCAAGGUCGGCCACGGUAUGGGCGAUGGUGUCACCAUGGGCGCGCUCACGACACCCCGCGGUCUCGACAAGGCCGAGGAGCUGUAUCGGGACGCCGUUGCCAAGGGAGCCAAGACUGUCUUGGGGACGGGACAGCGGAUGGACAGCAGCGGCUACUUCAUGGCACCGACGGUCCUCACCGACAUGACUGACGACAUGGCCAUGAGCCAUGAGGAAAUUUUUGCACCAAUCUUGGGCGUGUACCGAUUCGAGAGCGAGGACGAGGUGACACAGAGGGCCAAUCACACACCCCUCGGUCUGGCCAGCUAUGUCUUCUCGAAGAAUGUCGACAGGCUGUGGAGGAUGUUCGAAAAUCUGGAGGCGGGCAUGAUCGGAUUGAACACAGGCAACAGCUCAGCUGCCGAGGCGCCGUUCGGAGGCAUCAAGGAUAGCGGCUACGGGAAGGAGAGUGGCAAGGAUGUGGCCAUCAAUGAAUUCCUCAUCACGAAAACAGGAACAAUGGCGAUCGAUGGACACUAUUAA